Messenger RNA from Rana temporaria (common frog), 2237 nucleotides. RefSeq names its product solute carrier family 9 member A6 (gene SLC9A6). The transcript has 16 exons. The coding region runs from base 48 to 2090 and encodes 680 amino acids. NCBI's taxonomy places the organism in Eukaryota, Metazoa, Chordata, Amphibia, Anura, Ranidae. Gene Ontology annotation, cellular component: membrane; recycling endosome. Gene Ontology annotation, molecular function: sodium:proton antiporter activity. Gene Ontology annotation, biological process: sodium ion transport; regulation of pH; proton transmembrane transport. The record is from RefSeq and is a predicted model, not a curated record.
CUGUCUGAUUCUCGGGAAGGACUCUGGUUCUCAGAUCGGCCCCUGUCAUGGCGCCGUGCGGUACGGGAAUGCCAGGCUCCCGGGACAGGGGACUCAGGGCGGCAGUGCUGGUGGUUUUGAUGGCGGUAGGCCUGAGCCUGGCGGAGGAGGACAGUGCCAUGGAGGAGGUAGUCACCGAGAAGCAGGCGGAGGCCAGUCACCGGCAGGACAGUGCCAACCUUCUGAUCUUCAUCCUGCUCCUCACCCUCACAAUCCUCACCAUCUGGCUCUUCAAGCAUCGCAGGUUCCGCUUCCUCCAUGAGACCGGCCUGGCUAUGAUCUACGGCCUCAUCGUUGGAGUGGUGCUGCGAUAUGGUGUCCAUGUUCCUAGUGAUGUCAACAAUGUAACCAUGAGCUGUGAGCAGGAAAUGAGCCCAGCCACACUGGUAGUGAAUGUGAGUGGCAAGUUCUACGAGUACACCCUGAAAGGGGAGAUCAGCUCUCAGGCGCUGAACAACGUCAAAGACAAUGAAAUGCUGCGGAAGGUUACAUUUGAUCCUGAAGUUUUUUUCAACAUUCUUCUUCCGCCAAUCAUAUUUUACGCAGGGUAUAGCCUAAAGCGGAGGCACUUCUUCCGAAAUCUGGGCUCUAUCUUGGCCUAUGCCUUCCUAGGAACUGCAAUUUCUUGUUUUGUCAUAGGAUCUCUUAUAUAUGGGUGUGUGAAGCUUAUGAAGGUCACUGGAACACUUGGUGGCGAUUUUUACUUCACGGACUGCCUAUUUUUUGGAGCCAUUCUUUCUGCCACUGAUCCUGUGACUGUCCUUGCCAUAUUUCAUGAGCUGCAAGUUGAUGUUGAGCUCUACGCCCUUCUAUUUGGUGAAAGUGUCCUGAACGAUGCAGUUGCCAUAGUAUUGUCCUCGUCAAUUGUUGCUUAUCAACCAGCUGGAGACAACAGUCAUACAUUCGACAUCGCAGCUAUGUUUAAGUCAAUAGGGAUAUUCCUGGGCAUAUUUAGUGGAUCCUUUGCAAUGGGAGCAGCCACUGGAGUGGUCACAGCAUUGGUCACAAAGUUCACCAAACUGCGCGAGUUCCAGUUGCUGGAGACGGGCUUGUUUUUCUUGAUGUCGUGGAGCACAUUUCUUCUGGCUGAAGCGUGUGGUUACACAGGCGUGGUUGCAGUCUUGUUUUGCGGCAUAACUCAGGCACAUUAUACCUACAACAAUCUGUCUACAGAGUCACAAAUUCGAACAAAACAGUUGUUUGAGCUCUUGAAUUUUUUGGCCGAAAACUUCAUCUUCUCCUACAUGGGUCUGGCUCUCUUUACUUUCCAGAAUCAUGUCUUCAAUCCCACAUUCAUUGUUUUCGCUUUCCUUGCAGUCUUCAUUGGCAGAGCUGCUAAUAUUUAUCCUCUCUCAUUAUUGCUUAAUCUGGGGAGAAGAAAUAAGAUUGGCUCAAACUUCCAGCACAUGAUGAUGUUUGCAGGUUUACGUGGAGCAAUGGCAUUUGCUUUGUCUAUUCGAGACACAGCAACAUACGCCCAAAAGAUGAUGUUUUCUACCACACUUCUCAUCGUGUUUUUCACAGUCUGGGUAUUUGGAGGUGGCACCACCGCUAUGCUCUCCUGCUUACAUAUUAGAGUUGGGGUGGAUUCAGACAUUGACCAUUUGGGAAUUCCUGAGAGUGAACUAAGGAGUACAAAAGCAGAGAGUGCCUGGCUUUUCAGACUAUGGUACAACUUUGAUCACAACUAUCUGAAACCUCUGUUAACACACAGUGGACCACCCCUCACUGCAACACUUCCAAGUUGCUGUGGUCCGAUUGCAAGAUGCCUAACAAGUCCACAGGCCUAUGAGAACCAAGAACAGUUAAAGGAUGAUGAUUCUGACCUCAUAUUAACUGAUGGUGACAUAAGCUUAACGUACGGCGACACAACGGUGAGCACAGAAUCUACAGCAUCAAGACGAGGUGUUGGGAACAGCACAGAGGAUGGAAUAGAUCGAGAGUUAACCUGCGGGGAUCAUGAACUUGUCUUAAGAGGAACACGUCUGGUCAUGGACGAGUGUGAAGUGCCAGGAAAUCUGCAAGUUACCAGGAGGCCAAGUCCAAUGUAGAUUUCUGUUUUUGCAUUAUUCAUGGGGGAAGGGUUGUACUGUAACAUUUUUGUGUUUUUUAAUUAUGCCAGUAUGUUGCACUACCUACUGCAUGGCUCCGAUUGUCUGAGCUGUAUAAAAGCUAUUUAAAUGGCGUCCAAAAUUUAA